CUCUUUUGGAGAAGCUACAACGAUCUGUGGUUCCUUGCCUCAUUCAAACAAUGAUCUUACCAUCUGAUCUCAAUGUCCGGUCAGCGUUCUUCUACCUGAUAUAGUAUCUUCGUCCUGAAGACUUAAAUGCACUGCUUUCACCAAAGCAAAUCGAAAUACUUGAAGACGAACACCAGCAUUUUUUUACUCAUUGCUCUGGUGGUCUUCAACGACCAACAAAGCGAUGUUGCACGAAUGACUGUCAAAUGAAUAUGAUUGCUGCGAUGAAUAGAUAUUGUUUUGUUUGUUCUCUCCUUCAUAGGCCAUUGUUCUCGACUGCCAGCGUGGUUGCAAAAAAGAAGCACAAGAAGAGACUGAAGCAAAGUAAAAUCGAUUAUCACGACUGAAUCUGAAGAAUUUUCCAACCAUAAUUCGUGAGGAACGUGUUCUUUCAUGAAAGGAAUGUAGUCAGAUGAAUAAAAUUGACGAGCGUUUACAGGAAUGACCUGACUCUCGAUCAUCUACCCAGCAAGACGAUGCUCCACCACAAGUCUUUGCGUUAUGAUCAUGUCAAUUUGUUUUGUUGCAGCGCAAUGGACUAGGUAGCUGUACUUCUAAAUAUAAGUUGUAACGUGCUGACCUUCUCGUCCUCAACGCUUAGGAUCCUAGUACGCAUUGUGACAGUAACCCUAACCGCUAUUGGACCUGUGAUAUCCUCCUUGAUCAAAAACAUUGCCAGUCAGCUAUUUGAUCCAAACGGUGAAGACGUGCGUCUGUCGUCAAUAUUUCACAGUUGGUUGCUGUCUUGUCGUGUGUUGUGAAAGUUUUCAUUGUCUCUUUCGUCUUUCAUGAUUUAUUCUUACGUGCCCGCUCCUCUAAAAAACUACCUUUGUGUGGGAGCUUACUGUAUGCUGUAUUUUCGUGUUUAAUGGUGGUUCUUGCGUGAUCGGCGUAUGGGUAUGGCUCUCCCCUAACUGUAUGGUAAUGGUGUUGAACAACUAAGUUAAGGAUUUCACACUCUCUCUUUCCUCCCCAUUUUUAGAAAAGUUGUAGCUUCUAGCAAGCUCUCGGGCAUAUCGCUUGUAGCUUCGAACUGUUAGUGUUGUUGUAAUCGCUGCUCAAGAGUACAAUAUUUCACGAGAGAAGUUUGUUCUUCAUCAAAAAUAUCAAGUCAGCAAGAAAUUCUACAACUGGAGCCUUCUAAUAAAUCCUGCUGGAGACAAAAAGAUCAUCAAGAUGCCGAAGUUGUUCGAUUUGUCCGCUAUCAAGCUGACGCGUGCUCAGGGUGCGCAUGCGCUGGAAUUGAUAAAUCAGAACAUCAAGUUCCUGGCUUUGACCCCGCAAUCCAUUCGAUCUCUGGAGCAGCUGGCUAAGGCUCUCCUUGCCAAACCAGCGGCUGACAGCGCAGCGGCGGGUACGGACACUGGGCGUCCGGAAGAUGUGCUGAACAACUUCGAUUUGACCAGUCUACGUUUCUCUGCGGCUCAGUGCUUCAAAACGUGCCAGCUCUUUCUCGAUAACGCAGAUGUGCUGGAAUUGGACGUGGAUCAGGCAAGUGUGGUGGACGAAUUCUCCCAGGAAUUCGCCAACGCAGAAUCCGAAGUCGAGAGCCAAGAGGAGGAAGUAUGCACUCUUAAACAUUCCAAUCAUCUUCUACGGCUGUCUCUGCUAAUGCUAAACUAUUCUUGCUCUUUGUGUUUUCAGGACAGAAAAGAAGAAGUAGAACCAAUAAAUCCAAAAAUUCUAAAUCUACUACUUCUUGUACGAGAACCUCCUUUUUCUUUAAAGUAAAAUUUCAAAAAUCGUUCCCUUGUCCCGUCUUCUAAUACCCGAUGCAGCACGUCGUGGUGGUGCUUAAUGUGCUGCUGCGACGGACUGGCUCCCUCGAUUACAAUAAGACAUUAAAAGACAAACAAAAAGAAAAUUAUGUUCAGGAUGGCAACUCAUCUUUUCAGUUUUAGAUAGUACGAGCAAAUCUUGAUUGAAGAUUGAGAAACGCACCACUGCAAAAAUUUGCAGUGCUACUGCCAUUUUUACGCUAGCGCCGCCCUUAGCCAUGAAGAUAUGUCGCAGCCCGCCCCCGCCUUUAUAUGACAUACCACGCGUCAGUAACAGUAACAUGAUUAAUGAAUUCAAGAGUCCCAUUAAAGCAAGCGUUUUCAAUAACCAACUAGGCCGAAGUGUACGAAAAACACGUCGACGAACUGGAAUGCACUAUCGUGAACGAGAACCGUCGCAAGGUCUGCCGUUUGUAUCUGAUCGGAGAGUGCCCAUUUGAGGACUUGUGCCCGCUCCGUCACCCCAGCAAGGAAGAACUGGACAAGCUGUACUCCUACUAUGCGUCUAUUCCGUGCCGCAACUUCGAUCGCUGCAAGUUGAAGAACUGUCUGUACCAGCAUCCGGGUGGACCAGUGAAGGGCAGCAUCCAGGACCAAUACAUUCGCCGCGUUGUGAAGGGCGGGCGGAGCACAAUCUGCUUCAAGUUUUUGAGCGGAAUCUGCGAUCAAACUGCGGAACAGUGCGACAAGUUGCACGCUAACGCAGACGAGGCGGCCAAAACGAUCCAGAAAUGCCGCGCUAGUACGUGCAAAAAUGGUCCGGAAUGUCGUGUCGCGGGUUGCCUUUUCAACCACUCCGGUUACCCUGUGUGGUACGUGCCGAAGUCUAGAGAUUCCGUUUGGUGGGGUCGCGGCUGGGAUGAGGAACUGGAGAACGAGAAAAAAGAGAUCCAGUUCUGGUACGAAGGCAAGCUCCGUGAGGCUGCAGAUUACUACGAGACCAAGCUUCAAGAACUUGAUGACUGGUAUUCAAUGGUUCUCGUUUUCCUCUAUCAUAAUGCUGUGAUUUAUAUUCAUUACGUUGUUUGAUUCAUCAUGAUACUGAAGGGCUAUUAGAAUAAGAAGUCUUGUUCUAAGUCCACGUCUGCAUCAUCUUUUGUGCGACAUCGAUGCGUGUGGUACCCGAUGAAGCAUGCGCUUCAGGUUCUAAUCAUCUUUUGACCAAUGAAUAGGUAUUCGGCCAAGUGCCGCAAGAUGGAGGACGAUAUCCAGUGUCUGGAAUGCAAAGACGAGGAGCACGAGCGAACACUGGCGCAGCAGGCUGCGAGCUAUAAUACCCAGAUAGCAGAGAUGCAGGCCCAACAACAAAAGGCGAUCCAGGAGGCACAGGCUGUUUCUCACCACCAGAACGGCUACAACGCAGCACCGCUGCCGACUCCAGCCGGUGGAAAGCAAAGUACGGUGAUCUACGUCGAUGCACAGGGACGGGCUACGACGCAGACCACAACGACGGUCGCUGCACCGGCUGCUCAAGGUAACCAAAUCCAUCAAGUCUCCCGUGAAGAGUGGGGCGAACGUAGUUCCUCUGGAACUAACGCCGCGCGCGGCGCGCCGGCUGAGUACGGCCGCCGUGCGGGCGGCGACAACAAGUCAUCCUCUAAUAACACAUCGUCGAAUACGAAAUCCGGUUCGGGAGCUGCACCGAAGGAGUUUCUCAAGCCGGCUCCGGGCAAAGAGAAGACGCGAAGUGCUGCGCCACCGGCACGCUACAAGCAGGAGAAGCGAGGUGGAGAUCAUGACGACGUGAGUGACAUCAGCGGCCGCGGCGAAAACGACGAAAUCGAAUUCGUGGAGAAAUCGAAGCCGAAAAAGCGAAAACAGGAAAAGCCUCGAGUUGUGCUCACCGCGAAAGGGGGAGAUAUGGAGUAUCAAUGAGUUUCGAUGAUCUUCAGGAGGUGAAGAUUUUUCCUUCGUAGUUGACGGUCGGAGGUUCUUUAGCACCUGUAUGCAAAGGAGGUUCUUUAGCACCUGUUUGGCUUUCAUCUAUUUGUGUGUAUUAGAUGAAUUCAAAUAUAAGUAGAAAAUGAAAACAUAAGCAUACAGUUUUUUAGAGGCGUUCGGACGAACAAGAAGUUAUCAGGUUUGCCUGGUAGGUUAGUAAAGAGUUUGAUGUACUUGAAUUUGUACACCACAAAAUAAUAUAAAAUCGUCUUUUUUCCUGUUGAGUGAUGGAAAUUAUAUGAUUAUGAUUUUGAUUUCUGGUGCAGCUACCACAUGUUUAUUUACAGCUAAUUAUUCCCAUGACAAUAUGCAGACUGUUGCUGCUUUCUGACGAAGAGGUGGGGAAUCGCUUCGUGGUUAAGGAGACUCUGGGAAUCAGCUAGGACUAUGGAGUAAAUAUUGAAAACAUGAAGAUGAUCGAUUUUUCUUUGUCUUUAGAGUGCUCUGUGAUCACAAUAGAGUUGGCUAGGCUUGCUGCAGAACGAAGGAAAAGAGGACGAAAGUAGAAGUACUUAACUUGCAUUAUUUCGCGAUACCACUACCACAGUUAAGUAGACUACUAACUUCUGUAUCCUUACCUGUUGGAGGCAUGUUGAUGAUUACAAUGCUUUGGUUGUAAGGAGCUAGAAGAUGAGCAUUGCUUUUGCUAUGAAUAAUCGCAAGAAUCAUGGAAAAAAUGUUAUUAAUAGUCAUCAAUCAAAACGUCGUUCGCGCGUUUUGCCUCACACUCUCACCCCCACCCUUUCUGGAACCUGUACGAUGACAUACUAGACAUAAUGAUAAUAUGUUUUGAUGAAGAGUCGCCGCAUCCUUGAAUGAAUCUUGGGAACGAAAAUCUUUAAGAUAUGAACAACGCCUAAUCAAAACCCUUGCUCUCCCAAAAAUAAGAAUGUUUCAAAUUUUUACCCGUCUCUGUGUCACCUGAAAAAUAUUUUGAUGAAGACCGCGUCGAAGAGCACACGACUCAAG
Amoebophrya sp. A25 is the source of this 4727-nucleotide messenger RNA. The record is from the annotation of a GenBank genome assembly. NCBI's taxonomy places the organism in Eukaryota, Dinophyceae, Syndiniales, Amoebophryaceae.